AUGCCAAAGAAACCACACUUUUCAAUCCAACCCAUCUUCACAACAACUCAACCAACCAACUCAAAAUGUCGUACACCACCCUUUACCACUCUUCUUCAAAACCCCAAAGCCUCUUCAACUUCCUUAAACUCCACAUUCUUAAACCACCUUAAAAACCAAAGACUAGAUUCAGCACGUGCCGUCUUCAACAAGAUCCCUUCCCCUCACGUCUCUCUCUGCACCAGAAUGCUCCUCGCUUAUGCUCACAACCACAAUCUCCCACAAGCAAUCAAUCUCUUCAACCAAAUCCCAUCAAACACCAAAGACAUUAUCUCAUGGAACUCCAUUAUCAGAGCCUCAAUCCUCUGUGGUGAUUUCAUCACUGCAGUUAAGCUGUUCGAUGAAAUGCCGCACAGAAACUCAAUCUCAUGGACAACAAUGAUCCACGGCUUUUUAUCCCUCGGAAGAGUUGUUGAUGCUGAAACAUUCUUCCGUGCAAUGCCAAGUGCUGACAAAGACGUUGCCACGUGGAAUGUUAUGGUUAAUGGUUAUUGUAAUAAUGGUAGAGUUAAUGAUGCUCUUCGGUUGUUCAGUCAAAUGCCUUGCCGUGAUGUUAUUUCUUGGACUUCUAUUAUUGCUGGGUUGGAUCGUAAUGGGAAGAGUUCUCAAGCGUUGGUUUUCUUGAAGGACAUGGUGAGUUGUUCUGGCGUUGACAUUUCUUCUACUACUUUGGUUUGUGGGUUGUCAGCUGCUGCUAAAAUUUCAGAUUUUAAUGCGGGUAUUCAGAUUCAUUGUCGUACGUUCAAGUUUGGUUAUUGUUGUGGUUUUGAUCAGUUUGUAUCUGCUUCGCUUGUUACUUUUUACGCGUCUUGUAAGAGAAUGGAUGAUGCUUUUAAGGUUUUUUGUGAGAUUGUUUGUAAGAAUGUAGUGGUUUGGACUGCUCUUUUGACUGGGUAUGGUUUGAAUGAGAAGCAUGAUGAUGCUUUGGAGGUUUUUGGUGACAUGAUGAGAUUUUGUGUGGUGCCUAAUGAGUCUUCGUUUACUAGUGCUUUGAAUUCGUGUGUUGGGUUGGAGGAUCUUGAGAAGGGGAGAGUGAUUCAUGCUGUAGCAGUUAAGAUGGGUUUGGAAAAUGGGGUCUAUGUGGGGAAUUCUCUUGUUGUUAUGUAUAGUAAAUGUGGUUAUACUGGUGAUGCUUUGUGUGUGUUUAAUGGGAUUGGUGAAAAAAAUGUUGUGUCUUGGAAUUCUGUGAUUGUUGGUUGUGCUCAGCAUGGAUGUGGUUUAUGGACUUUGGCACUUUUUAAACAAAUGUUGAUGGAAGGUGUUGAGUCUGAUGAGAUCACAUUGACCGGUCUGCUUUCUGCUUGUAGCAGGUCCGGGAUGUUACAGAAGGCGAGGUGUAUUUUUGGGUACUUCGGUCGGAAAAGAUCCAUGAAGCUGACAGUUGAGCACUAUGCUUGUAUGGUAGAUGUGCUUGGCCGGUGUGGCGAGGUAGAGGAAGCAGAAGCGCUAGCGAUGAGCAUGCCCGUGGAAGCAAACUCUAUGGUAUGGCUUGUUUUGCUGAGUGCCUGCAGGAUGCAUUCUAAUUUGGGUGUUGCGGAAAGAGCUGCAAAACGGAUAUUUGAAAUGGAGCCUAAUUGUAGUGCUGCCUAUGUGUUGCUAUCAAACUUGUAUGCAUCUUUGAGAAGAUGGUCAGAAGUGGCAAGGAUUAGGAGGAAAAUGAAGCAUAAUGGAGUUGUAAAACAACCCGGUUCAAGUUGGAUAACCUUAAAAGGACUAAGGCAUGAUUUUUUGUGUGCAGAUAGGUCCCAUCCACUUACUGAGAAGAUAUAUGAAAAGCUAGAGUGGUUAGGAGUAAAAUUAAAAGAACAGGGUUAUGUUCCUGAUCAACAAUUUGCCUUGCAUGAUGUUGAAAUUGAGCAAACUGAAGAAAUGUUGUCUUACCACAGUGAAAGGCUUGCAAUUGUAUUUGGGUUGCUUAGCACUGUGGAAGGAAGUACAAUAACCAUAAUGAAAAAUCUGCGUGUAUGCGGGGAUUGUCAUAAUGCAAUAAAGCUUAUGGCAAAGAUUGUUGACAGGGAGAUCGUGGUCAGAGAUUCUAGCCGGUUUCAUCACUUUAAGAAUGGCAUAUGUUCUUGUGGGGAUUAUUGGUAG
Molecule: messenger RNA, 2130 nt
Organism: Vicia faba (fava bean)
Lineage: Eukaryota; Viridiplantae; Streptophyta; Magnoliopsida; Fabales; Fabaceae
Source: the annotation of a GenBank genome assembly